This is a messenger RNA of Vanrija pseudolonga, 680 nucleotides long. It is a transcript of the gene Rabif, whose product is annotated as Guanine nucleotide exchange factor MSS4. Lineage: Eukaryota; Fungi; Basidiomycota; Tremellomycetes; Trichosporonales; Trichosporonaceae. The record is from RefSeq and is a predicted model, not a curated record. The transcript is spliced from 2 exons. Gene Ontology annotation, biological process: small GTPase-mediated signal transduction; post-Golgi vesicle-mediated transport. The coding region runs from base 23 to 571 and encodes 182 amino acids. Gene Ontology annotation, cellular component: cytosol; membrane. Gene Ontology annotation, molecular function: zinc ion binding; guanyl-nucleotide exchange factor activity.
CUUCCACUUACUCAUCACAAACAUGUCCCAGCAGCAGCAGCCAUCACAGGAAGCGCUCCUCGCAGCGCUCGCGGCGCAGUCGUCCCGGGCGCCGCCCCCGACCAAGAGCUUCGCCGAGCUCGCCGCCCCCGCGGACCUCACGACGAGCGUCAGCACCGACGGCGGCGCCGACGCGCUCACGAACUCCCGAAAGAUUUACUGCACGCGCGAGAGGUGCGGCGCGGUCAUUCUGCAGCCUGGCGUCGGGGAGUGGGUCGAGGCUGAGCCUGGUAUCCUCCCCGCCGCCCCCGGCUCCCCCUUCCCCGCCGAGUCCACCACCGUCGGCUACUGGUACGUCCGCGGCUCGCCGUUCGCCUUCGACAACAUCGGCUUCUCGCGCCCCGACGCCGCGGCCGCGCUGCCCGACUACGCGCCUGGCGUCGCUGAGGCUGGCGGCAAGGUCAAGUGGCUCAUCUGCGCCGAGUGCGACCUCGGCCCCCUUGGAUGGAGCUUUGAGGGUGGCAAGGAGGCAUGGUUGGCCGUUGACAGGUUGCGGUACGCUGCCGAGCCCAAGGCGGUGGCGGCCGCGUGAGGAGCUAGUAAAAACCGUAAUGCAGCGCCGCUGUCGUGAGUUGCUCGUCGACUCUCGCAGCCCCGCCUCCAUAGUACCACCACACGCAAUGUAUACAUCAUCAUCAUCA